AUGAGAGUGCUUGAUGGAAAGACGGCACUCAUAACAAUAUAUCAACCACGGCCUUACAACCUUGAAGCAUAUGACGUAGAGCCUGGAAAUAGUAGUUGGGUUAUCGACGGCGUCUUUCAAGAGGUCGAUAUAAAGACAGGAGAGGUCCUAUUUGAGUGGAGCUCGCUUGACCACGUUCCCCUUUCGGCUACCUACACCCCUCUGCGGUUGGACGGACUGGUGGGUGACGGCUUGAGUAAUGCUAGUGCUUGGGAUUACUUUCACAUUAAUUCAGUCGAUAAGAAUCCGGAAGGUAACUACCUUGUGUCUUCAAGACAUACCAGCUGCAUAUACAAGAUUUCCGGCAUGGACGGGUCCAUCAUAUGGCGGCUGGGCGGCACUCAAUCUACUAUACAACUGACGAAUUUCAAUUUCUCCUUUCAACACGACGCUCGAUUUCGAGAGGAGAAUGAGACCAUGACGGUUCUCUCUCUCUUUGAUAAUGCAAGCGACCAACAUCAGAACACAUCAUCGACGUCGUCAGGGAUGGUUAUCUCUAUCGACCACAGUACGAACUCUUCGACCUUGAUCAGACAAUACCACGCCCCGGGUGAUGGUCUUCUUUCGACAAGCCAGGGAAACACUCAAAUAUUGCCAAACAAGAACGUCGUAAUCGGAUGGGGCAGCAAACCUUCAAUCUCGGAGCAUACCGAGAACGGCACUGCAAUAUUCUUCGCCACAUUGACAGACACCGAUUCAGAGAAUUACCGCGCAUACAAAUCUAACUGGACCGCAAAGCCAAGCGACCCUCCUCUCCUUCGGACAUACAGUACAUCCACAAAGUCAGCAACCACCUUCUGGGUAAGCUGGAACGGAGCCACAGAUGUCGACCGUUGGAGAAUUCAUGCUACUACCCCUGCGUCCGACGAAUUUAUGCCUUUGGAUGUAGUACACAGCCAGGGCUUUCAGACUAAAUGUGUGAGCACUAGCUACCACUCUCGGGCUUUUGCGGAGGCUCUUGCAACGGAUGGGUCGAGUUUAGCAAACUCAUCAAUUGUGGCUACAUCAUCGGUCUCUCCUGGGAGAGAUUAG
Messenger RNA from Aspergillus thermomutatus, 1071 nucleotides. Its product is annotated as arylsulfotransferase family protein. The transcript has a single exon. The coding region runs from base 1 to 1071 and encodes 356 amino acids. NCBI's taxonomy places the organism in Eukaryota, Fungi, Ascomycota, Eurotiomycetes, Eurotiales, Aspergillaceae. The record is from RefSeq and is a predicted model, not a curated record.